GACAGCGGGCUGAGCCACCGGCUUGGCGCGGCGGCCAAACUGGUGGGACAGUGUCUCCAGGUAGUGAGGCCCAACCUCUUUAAAACAAACAAACAAACAAACAAAAAACCAAAAUGCAAACGUGAGUAGAGAAUGAAAUACACAGUUUAAAUGCCCUCACUAUCUUUGGGUUACUAAUAUACUAAGCCUUUCUGGACUAAGUAAAAGAUGCAGGUUCCUGCGGCUAGGGAUAGAAGCCAGACUGGCGUCUUCAGAAUCUCCCACCAAGGCUGUACCUCUGGAGGAGUUCUAGGUUUGGAUUUGGUCAUCUCAAGAAGAGACUUCAGAUGGAUUUUAAAAUUGAACACACUUGGGAUGGUUUUCCAGUGAAGCAUGAGCCCGUAUUUAUCAGGCUGAAUCCAGGUGACAGAGGAGUGAUGAUGGACAUUAGUGCUCCAUUUUUCAGGGAUCCUCCAGCCCCACUUGGAGAACCAGGAAAACCUUUCAAUGAACUGUGGGAUUAUGAAGUUGUGGAAGCAUUUUUCUUGAAUGAUAUAACUGAGCAAUAUUUAGAAGUUGAACUUUGUCCCCACGGACAGCAUUUAGUGCUUUUACUUUCUGGAAGAAGAAAUGUGUGGAAACAAGAACUUCCUUUAUCGUUCAGAAUGUCCAGAGGAGAGACAAAAUGGGAAGGCAAAGCUUAUCUCCCUUGGAGUUAUUUUCCACCAAAUGUGACAAAAUUCAAUUCAUUUGCAAUUCAUGGAUCAAAAGAUAAACGAAGUUAUGAAGCUCUUUACCCUGUACCUCAGCAUGAACUGCAGCAAGGACAAAAACCUGAUUUCCAUUGCCUAGAAUACUUCAAGUCUUUCAAUUUUAACACACUGCUUGGAGAAGAGUGGAAACAACCGGAAUCAGACCUGUGGCUAAUAGAGAAAUGUGAUAUAUAGGAGUAAUAGAUAACCAUACCGAUCAUUUUUUCCUCUAUACCUUUUAAGAUAAACAAAAAAUAAAUAUCAAUUUUUUAAGAUGUCAUGCAUACAUUUCAACAACAAAUAUCUUCAUAGAAGUCACUGAAAAUAUAGUAUCUGUGGCAAAUUGUAUAUGAUUAACAAGAAAAUAUAUGAUUCUUUGUAGAUGAUUUCAUCUGUAAAGUCACAAUGUUUCUCAGAGUCACUUAGUCCAGGAUGUUGCAUUCCCAGCACACAGUACAGUUAUUCUUGAAAACUACAAGUGAAAAAGGGGGAACAAUUGAGGUUGUCCAAGGCCACCUAGAGGACUGUCUUGCACUACCUUGUGAUUCAACCAUUUCAUUCCUAGAUAUAUACCCCAGAAAAAUGACUGCUCAUAGCAGCUUUAUUCAUAAUAGCACAAAAUUGUAAACAGUGAAAUUUCCAUCCAUAGGAAAAUGGAUAGACAAACUACAAUAUAGUCAGUGGAAUACUGUUCAUUUAAAAAAGGACUGCUGAUACAUGCAACAACCUGUAUGAAUCUCAAAAACAUUAAGUUGAGCAAAACAAACCAAACAUAACAUACUAUCUAAUUACUUUUAUAUUAAAGCCACUUCCAGGCAAAACUAAUAUUUGAUGAUAGAUACCAGAACAGUGGCUGCUUAGAGUGAGGGCAGGGAAUUCAAAUUGAAUGGAAAAGGGGCCUGAGGAAAUUUUCCGGGGUGAUUGAAAUGUUUUGUAUUUUGAUCUGGAUGAUGGUUAUGUAGCUGCAUAUAUUUGUCAACAUUCCUCAUGCUGUAUGUUUAGAUUUGUGAUUUUACUAUAUGUAAAUUAAUUCCUUAAUAAAAUACUAUUAUAAAAUAAGCUGUAAAUUAAAUGGAAUUAACUUCAAGUUUACAUUGAGUUUAUAUGUUUCCAUUGAACAAUCACUAGUGAUGGUUAAAUGUGGCUUAUCGACUUACUCAUUUCUUAUAUAUGUUCUCUAUCUAAAAAGAGAGCUGGUGUAAGAUAAAUGCUAACUUUUACAAAAGGUAUUAUUAAGUAUCCUGACUACACAUCAUGGUGGCAGUGUUAGGCAUCUUAGAUAAAUUGAGAAAUUAUUCUUAAAACUGACAAUAGCAACUAAUUAAUUUGAUAUAGAAACGAUCUGCCUGUUUUAGAUACGAAUGGCAUAUUUUAAAUAACCUAGGACGAUUUAUUUAUAAAUUACCUGAAUAAUUUUAUAAAUGCAUAUAAAACUAUCAAAAUAAAAACAAGAUAUAUUUUAGAGCAUCUUGAUUUUAGAAGCGAAUCGAACACUGUGAAUCACAGUUUCAGAUAUAAAUCAUAACUAUUUAUAAUAUGGAUAAAAAUGAAGCACAAAUAUGAUAGAUACAAUCACAACAAUAUAAAAUACUGAAUUUGAAUGUUGUAGCUUGUGAGCUUUCUCAAAUCUAAUGUGUAUCUUUUUAAAAUUUGUUUAGAUGUUUUUUAAACAUCUCUUAACUUUCUUUCAUCUAGAUAAGGCAUUUCCUUUUCUUCCAAUACCAAGCAAGCAAAAAUACAUUAUAUAAACAUUUUCUUUUGAAAGGAACAUGCAUAUCAACUACAGAAUUUCGGAAAGCUUGUCCAUUAGUCAGGUACAAAUGAUAUAUUCUAGAAACUUGUAUCCAAGAAACUUUUAUUUGAGAGUGGGUGUUUGUAAUAGCCAUUUCAAAUUUGUUUUUCAACUUCAGGACCAUGAAAGAAUAAUCAUCCUUUUGUUUAAAAUAUGCAUAAAUGCAUUUCUUUGCUGUGAUUUGAAUUGUUCACUGCAGUGUCAAGCAGAUUCUCUCUUCUCACCACCUAAAUAGAUUACACAAUGUGCAUAUUUAUUCAGGUGCAUUCUCAUGCUUUUUCCCAGCUCCAGGAAAGUGUAAGUCACAGUCUGAAGGGAAAUGUGCUUUUUAUUUUUGGCUCCAAACUACUUUUUUUAAACGUUAAAAAGGUUUUUUGCCACAGGAAAAAAAACAUUUAAUUUCCCCUCCUUCUCCUCCUUUUGCUCCUUUUUUAAAUGUUAGGCUUUUGGAGGACAGAAGAUAAUGAGCAUAAUUAAUCUGAUAUUGAAAAAGAAAGGGUAGCAAGUGGAUAAAGCAAUUACAGUAAGCCCUCAGCCCUUUUCUCAUGCCUCAAAGCUUAAGGAUUGUCUCUUCUUUUCCAUGUAAAUUUCCAUAAUAUUUUACACAUUGCUUUAUUACAGCAUUUAUUUCACUGGUCCUAGAUAGCUCUUCUGACCCACCUCCUAUCCUCUCAGCCUAACUUUUUACUCCAGCCAUCAGUUGCAUACAGUGAACUGACUGGCCAGUUGCCUCAGCUGUACUGUGUAUGUCUUACUUCCUGCCCCUAGGGCUUCUCUGCUUCCUCUGCUGUGUGGAACACUUGCAGGAACCCAUUUAGCCAUUCUCUCACAUGAACUACCCGGGAUGUGUGAAGGGACUAAAACACCCCAUGGGGCACCUCUUGACCAAAGAGGGUGGGAGUUGAUGGAUAACUACUUCUCUGUUACAUCCCUCAGUUUAACAAUUUAUGGUCCCUUCCACACAGCUCCUCAGAAGUUCUCUUAAAAGGAUUCCACCCUGAUUACCCACAGCAGUGGCCAACUAGUAACACAUUUUUGCAUUAUCUUUCCUUCAUUUCCAUCAUUUUCUGUUUUGCUCUUCCUGGUACCUCUCUCCUCUCUGGAAUUGCUUAACUACAGUCAACCUCUUUGGAAGUUAUUGUCCUAUGUUUGCUUCAUGGGGAACCCAGGCUAAGUCAGUGAUUACCUAAAGCAGCCCUAGAAAGCCGUUCGUCAGGAUGAGAAUCUAGAAUUGUAUCACAGGGCAUUUGGUGACAAGGACCCCAUUGUUGGUGGUAAUGGCUCUGCUAUAAGUAACUUCACAGUUAUUAAAACAGUGGUAGACUGGCUUGAGGUGCAGCUGAGGCACCUGAAGCUAUGAAAGCCAUCUAGUCAUAAUGACUCUUCGUGUCAACUGUUCAGCAGGCAAAUAGAAGCGGGCUACCAUGCAGAGCUAGAGUUAUAACUAUUAAUGGAAGCAGUAUAGAGUAUGUCCUUCCUAGGGGAUUCAUUGAGUCAUCCUUUGGUGUUUCAAUGUCAAGUGGUAAUCUUAAAUGGGCAACUGUAGCAACCACAGCCUGACAAGGUAAAGCAACUAAGGACUCUGACCCUUUGAGGAUAAAGGUCUAGGUCACCUCACCAUUCAAACCACUUGAAACUACUGAAGAGUUUGGCCAAAUGUGAGAGAAAUACAGAAUUUGUGAUGGAAGAGAGAGAUGAUAACUAUCAAUUAUAGACUUGAAAUCAGUUACAGGAGCCACAUAACUUGUUCCACUAAAUCUUUUGCAUUUAGUAUUUGUAUAAUGGCUGCCCACUUCCUUGAAGACUCUGUGACAGAUUGGACUCAAUGUGGAAUGUGUGUGGCUCUGAGUGCUGCAAGGAGUGGACUGUAUUUAAUAUCUCUUGUGUCCUACCUCACAUCCUCUUAGGCCAUUUUUCAAUUCACCCAUUUUACUCUUUGAUAGCACUUUACCUCUUUUGUCCCAUGUAUCUCUAGAUUUCUGUAUUAGUGCUUUUCUGACACCUCAGUUAUGUGGAACACCUGUGGGAAUCUGCUAAUCUACUCUGACGUAUAUGCAAACCUGGAAGUUUGAGGGAAUUGACAAUAGGGACAGGAUUCAGUGGAUAAAUACUCCCCUUUUCCGUCCCUUGGGCAGACAAUUCUGAAGUGCAUUCUGUAUAGUUCCUUAGUGGUCUCCAGUAGGACUCCACUAGGGUCUUCAGUUACCUACAGUACUGAUCAGCUUAAAAAUGCAAUCUUAGAUUGGCUUGCUUUAUUUAAUUUUUCCAAAGUUCCCAAUCCCAUUCCUUAGAAUCACAUUCCAAAAUUAAUGCACUGCACACAACCCUCUGCUUUUGUCAGGGGUAGAAGGGGUAUCCAGCCUAAGGCACCUAAGUCCAAGAGGAAUAUGUGCCUAACAAAUCUUCUAACUAAAUAUAUAUAUAUAUAUAUAUAUAUAUAUAAAAUAUAUAUGUUUAUAUAUAACAUAUAUAUAUAGAGAGAGAGCAUAAAAUGUGCUGUGUAUGUGUGUAGCAUAUUUUUUGUUAAAUCACCAUUCCUGGGCCCUACUCAUUUUCUGAUAAUUUCUUAUCUUAAUUUGCUCUGAAAGAGCAAAACUUAUAAAAUUGACUAUUGUAACUCUAUUUUUUACCAACUAUCAUUUUUCAUGGAAGGAAUAGUAAAAAGAGUUACCUCUGAAGCUAAGAUGACACAUGUAUGAGGAAUAUAGGAAGCCAGAAAUCAUGAAUCUAUGAAAAGUGAGGGGUGUCUGUGCAUAUUUUAUUUUAUUUCAUAAUAAAUAACCAGUAAUUAAAAUAUUCUUUUCCAUGUAAUGGGAUCUACGAGUAAAUUUUUGUCUGAUAUUUAUAAAUCUAAUAUGUAAUAUAAAGGAGAAAUAGGAAAUGCUGUCAAAUGACAUUUCACUUUACUACUUAUUUGAAUUACAAUGAAAUAAUAUAUAGCUACAUCACUGGCUCCUGAGAGAGCUUUGGGUGUUCUGUAAAUUUUUUACUUUGCACUCUUGAAAAAUUCGCAGAGAAUGCAAGGUUUAGUAAAAAUUUAUUUUCUUUUGGCAGCCUAUCACCUGUAAUUUCCGUUAAACAGCAUUUCUGACUCAAUAGUACACUGAAAGCCCAUGUUUGUAAUAAUGCCCUAAAGCACUGCAGUACCUAGAGUAUAUAUUUUGAAGAGAUAGCUUUGCUGAAAUAGAAAACCAAACUGUAAAUUGAAGUCUGAGCAUUCAGAGAAAUAAAAAUUAUGCUAAAAACAAA
Molecule: messenger RNA, 5772 nt
Organism: Homo sapiens (human)
Lineage: Eukaryota; Metazoa; Chordata; Mammalia; Primates; Hominidae
Gene: C4orf33
Product: chromosome 4 open reading frame 33
Exons: 6
Coding region: 327-926 (199 amino acids)
Source: RefSeq, marked validated